AGCGCAGCGCCCUUUCCAUGUUGAUCUCCACUCGCGCGAUCCACAAAAAAAAAAAAAGGCUAACCUCGCAGACUUUCUCCUGAAACUUUACCGCGCCCGCCCUCUAAUCCGUUGACACAUCGCCGGGUCGCAAAGCAGAGCUGAUGGUGGACGCCUUUGCCGAACCCUCUUGCUUGUUGCCUUCGCCUCACCCAUGUCCCAUCCCAUGCUCACUCCUACUACGGGCACAACCACCUCCAGCACCAAACAGUCCGGUUCACUAGUCAACAGCUGCGCUCCGUAGCCAGUAGUCGCGCCACUGUUCCAUCGUCGAUCUUGCUCGCUCUCUGGAUGCAAGAAUGGCGGCGAGCAGCAGCACGCCAACGAUGCCGGCGCCGGUGACGGCGACGCCCCUGCCGGGCUACGGCGGCUACCAGGGCUCCGCCGCGGGCGCCGAGCCGCCGCUCCGCAGCUCAUCGGGCUCCAUCGGCACGUUCUUCGGGGUGCUGGCGGCCGUCCUGGUGCUCACCGUGCUGUCCUGCGUCUUCGGGCGGGUGUGCGCGGCGCAGGCCGAGGGCCCUGACGAGCGGUACGACUGCACGAGGCUGGCCCGCCGGUGGUGCGGGUGGCCGGCGCCUUGCCGGGCCGCCGCGAAGCGGGAGGGGAAGCCAUCGGCGACGCCGCCCGUGGUGGAGGUGCCCGCCGCGUUGCCACCGCCGGAGGAGCCGUGAGGAAGCCGCUGCCGCCGGCGAGGUUCAUGGCCCCCUUUCUCUGUCCUCUUCCGAGUAACGAUUAUUAGUAGGAAAAAAAAGUCUGAUAGGAGAAAGAAUCAAUAAGAAGGUGCUAUCUGUUGUUUGAUCAUCUGUUCUUAUAAUCUUUUGAGAAAGAAUCAAUAAAUGCUUUGACCUCCCAAAUUUUGUGUACUCUGAUCAAAUACAGUGAUAUGCUUAUCUC
Panicum virgatum (switchgrass) is the source of this 933-nucleotide messenger RNA. RefSeq lists its product as uncharacterized. The coding region runs from base 339 to 710 and encodes 123 amino acids. Lineage: Eukaryota; Viridiplantae; Streptophyta; Magnoliopsida; Poales; Poaceae. The record is from RefSeq and is a predicted model, not a curated record. The transcript has a single exon.